Schistocerca cancellata (South American locust) is the source of this 663-nucleotide messenger RNA. RefSeq names its product proteasome subunit beta type-3-like. Gene Ontology annotation, cellular component: proteasome core complex, beta-subunit complex; proteasome core complex. Bases 61 to 657 code for a protein of 198 amino acids. The record is from RefSeq and is a predicted model, not a curated record. Gene Ontology annotation, biological process: proteasome-mediated ubiquitin-dependent protein catabolic process. The transcript has a single exon. NCBI's taxonomy places the organism in Eukaryota, Metazoa, Arthropoda, Insecta, Orthoptera, Acrididae.
ACAAGUUGUUUGUUUCUCGUGUUGGAGCCUGUUUGUGUCAUUUGAGUCAGUUCCGCCGAAAUGUCUGUACUUGCCUAUAACGGUGGGGCGAUUAUCGCAAUGAAAGGUAAAGACUGUGUAGCUAUAGCAUCUGAUAAAAGAUUUGGAAUUCAAGCUCAGACAGUGUCAACCGACUUCAAGAAGAUAUUUGAAAUGGGACCACAUUUAUAUAUGGCUUUGCCAGGUUUAGCUUCCGACACGCAAACCGUGCAUCAGAAGCUGAAGUUUCGCCUUAACCUCUACGAGCUGAAAGAAAACAGGAAUAUCCACCCUAAAACAUUUGCAGCAAUGGUUUCGAAUUUACUUUAUGAGAAAAGAUUUGGACCUUUCUUUGUCGAACCGGUAAUUGCGGGUUUAGAUCCUAAAACGUUUGAGCCAUUUGUUUGUAACAUGGACCUCAUAGGUUGCCAAAAUAUCCCAGAAGAUUUUGUAGUCGGUGGAACUUGUACUGAACAACUCUAUGGAAUGUGUGAAGCUCUGUGGCGACCAGACCUAGGUCCGGAUGAGCUCUUCGAAGCCAUAUCGCAAGCACUGUUGAAUGCUGUUGACAGAGAUGCAAUUUCCGGAUGGGGAGCAGUUGUGUACAUCAUUGAAAAAAACAAAGUCACCGGGAUGUAGAUGAAG